Molecule: messenger RNA, 1884 nt
Organism: Suillus fuscotomentosus
Lineage: Eukaryota; Fungi; Basidiomycota; Agaricomycetes; Boletales; Suillaceae
Exons: 19
Coding region: 1-1884 (627 amino acids)
Biological process (GO): positive regulation of mitotic recombination; nucleotide-excision repair; transcription by RNA polymerase II
Cellular component (GO): nucleus
Molecular function (GO): ATP binding; DNA helicase activity; damaged DNA binding
Source: RefSeq, a predicted model, not a curated record
AUGAAGUUCUUUAUCGACAACCUACCUAUUGUCUUCCCUUAUGACCGAAUUUACCCUGAACAAUAUGCAUACAUGUGUGAUCUCAAAAGAACCCUGGAUGCAACGGGGCAUUGCAUUUUGGAAAUGCCUUCAGGAACAGGGAAGACCCUCUCACUGCUGUCUCUAAUUGUAUCAUAUCAGCAGUUUUACCCUAUGAAACAGAAACUUAUCUAUUGCUCCCGGACAGUUCCAGAGAUCGAGAAAGCAUUGGCUGAGCUGAAGCGUCUCAUGGCGUACCGGAUCAAGUUUAUGGAGACUCCUGAACAAGAAGCAAAAGAAGCAAGUUUCAUGAGACUCAGACUCACGAGUAGGAAGAACCUCUGCAUACACCCAGACGUCUCAAAGGAGAAGAAGGGCAAGGUAGUCGACGCCCGUUGUCGAGACCUCACUAACUCUGCUGCAUGCGAGAAAGGUCGCACAGAUCCAGGUUCAGUCGAAUUGUGCGAUUGGCACGAGGUGAAACCUGGCUCUUUAAUACCCCCUGGCAUAUGGACUCUAGCCGACGUUCUUCAGCACGGGCGUGAAAACACGACAUGUCCAUACUUCACGGUUCGGCGAGUGAUGCCAUUCGUGGAUGUUAUCAUCUACUCAUUCCACUAUCUGCUUGAUCCCAAAGUUGCCAAACAAGUUUCCAAAGAACUCUCAAAAGACGCCAUCGUCGUUUUUGAUGAAGCUCACAAUAUCGACAAUGUGUGCAUCGAGUCAUUGAGCAUUGACUUGACCCGACCGAUGUUAGAUUCAGCUGCACGCAGUGUUGUGAAAUUGGGUGAAAAAAUAGACGAGAUCAAGAAAACGGACGCGGCCAAACUACAGGACGAGUAUGCGAGACUUGUCGAGGGGCUACAGGAAUCAGCAGCAGAAGCUUCUGAGGAAGACGCAUUCAUGGCCAACCCAGUUUUGCCAGACGACCUCCUAAAAGAAGCUGUUCCAGGAAACAUCAGGAAGGCCGAACAUUUUGUGGCAUUUUUGAAGCGAUUCAUGGAAUAUCUUAAGACCAGCAUGCACGUUUUGCAUGUCGUUGCGGAAACGCCAUUGUCGUUUCUACAGCACUUGAAAGAUAUAACUUACAUUGAGCGGCGACCACUGCGGUUUUGUGCAGAGCGACUACAGUCGAUGAUCCAUACAUUGGAGCUGAAUCGGCUAGAUAAGUACUCAGCAUUGCAGAAGGUCGCAAGUUUUGCAACCCUUGUUGCAACUUACGAAAAGGGGUUUCUUCUUAUUCUUGAACCAUUCGAAACCGAUAACGCGACCGUUACUAAUCCCAUCUUCCACUUCACAUGCCUGGACCCGUCGCUCGCAAUCAAACCUGUAUUCGAGCAUUUCAGCAGCGUUGUAAUCACUUCAGGGACCAUCUCCCCGUUGGACAUGUAUCCAAAGAUGCUGCAAUUCACUCCCGUCGUGCAAGAAACAUAUCCUAUGACACUCACACGCAAUGCUUUCUUACCUUCAUGUUUCGAAGUCAGAAACGACCCUGCCAUAGUUCGCAACUUUGGAAGUAUUCUCAUCGAGUACAGCAAGAUCGUACCGGACGGCAUUGUGGCUUUCUUCCCUAGUUAUCUUUACAUGGAGUCCAUCGUUGCAGCUUGGAAUGAUAUGGGUAUUCUCAACAAGGUCUGGAAGAACAAGUUAAUAUUUGCUUGCGAUAAUGGUCGAGGAGCUGUUCUUCUGUCGGUUGCGCAUGGAAAAGUGUCAGAGGGUAUCAAUUUUGAUCACAACUAUGGGAGAGCUGUGAUCAUGUUUGGGGUCCCAUAUCAAUACACGGAGAGCCGGAUAUUAAAAGCACGGUUGGAGUAUUUGCGUGAUGCAUACCGCAUAAGAGAAUCCGAAUUUCUUGGUUUUGAUUAG